CCGAAAUCAGUUACGAUUUACCCGCGAAAGCGUUAACAACGUUCCAACGGAUCCCAGCGUGCGAUAAUAUUGUAUGGAAAUAAUAUCAGGAAGGCAGCAACAACACCUCGUGCAGCCCUCUCUUUCGCUCCCUCCAUUCCAUUCGCCUGUCAACAGUUAUUUUAGCCGAGAGAUUUUUGUGUGACUUUUUCGUGUAUUUCGCUUUCGUUUCGUUGUUUGGGAGCUCCUUCAUUAAAAAAUUAAGGCCUUAAAAACAACAGCGCGUGUGUGUUAGUGACAGCGUUUGCAUACUAAAAAACAAGUGCAAAAAUAACAAAAACUGCAGCCACAACUUUAGCAACACCAACAAAACAAACAAUCAACAACAGCACCAACAUUUGAAAGGGAAUUUUUUCUAUUUGUGUUAGCGAAACCAAGAUGUCCACGCCCACUUCCCCGAAGACGCCCACACCGCCCACUUUGCCGCCGGGCGUGACCAAAACAUGUCACAUAGUAAAAAGGCCCGAUUUCGAUGGCUACGGCUUCAACUUGCACUCGGAGAAGGUGAAGCCUGGCCAAUUUAUUGGCAAGGUGGAUGCUGAUUCCCCGGCAGAGGCGGCUGGCCUGAAGGAGGGCGAUCGCAUCCUGGAGGUCAACGGGGUGUCCAUUGGCAGCGAGACCCACAAGCAGGUGGUGGCCAGGAUCAAGGCCAUUGCCAAUGAAGUGCGUUUGCUCCUCAUCGACGUGGAUGGCAAGGCCAUAGAGGUAAAGCCCUCGACUCCGCCAGCAGCAGCCUGCAAUGGAAAUGGAAACGGAAGUGCCAGCCAGAAUGGAUACGAGGGCACCAAGCAGGAGAUGCCCGGAGCCAGUGCCAAUAUCAGCAGCAUCAGCAUGGUGAGCACCAAACGAUCUUCAAACGCCAGCAGCAUUCAGAGUGGCAGCACCAUGAAUGCCUCCGAUUUGGACGUGGUCGAUAGGGGACUCCCGGCAGCCCCAGCCGCAGUAGCUACUCCUCCUCCUCCGAGUGUCAUUCAAAAUGGCAGUAAACCAUCUUCGCCGAUUAAUAACAACACGCUGAUGAGCACGCCCCCACCGCCCUCGGCCACCAAGGCCGGCCUCAAUAAUAACGGCAGUGUCUACAACACUAGCUCCAACGGCAACGGCACAAAUGGCAUGACCACGCCCAUCACGCCGCCCCCAGCGAGCGGCGGCAAUCGGGCGGGCAGUCUGAACUUGCCACUGACAGCCGCCGAAAUGCGAGCCAAGUUGGCCUCCAAGAAGAAGUACGAUCCCAAGAACGAGAGCGUGGACCUCAAGAAAAAGUUCGACAUCAUUCAGAAGCUCUGAGAUGAGACCAAUAGGAAAGGAUUACCCCAACACCAUACUUGUUAUAAUGUCAGGAUGAGGAGCUAGAGCUGGUUUUGUCAGGCAUACACCACACAAUAUACAAUAUGUUUAGCUAUUAGUACGCAGAGUCACUUAUUAACUAAGCAAGUUUUAAUUUUAUUACCCCCUAAGAAAGAGCGACCAACGAUGGUAGGCCGAGAAGAUGGAGUACA
This is a messenger RNA of Drosophila suzukii, 1538 nucleotides long. Its product is annotated as Na(+)/H(+) exchange regulatory cofactor NHE-RF1. The record is from RefSeq and is a predicted model, not a curated record. Gene Ontology annotation, cellular component: apical plasma membrane. Gene Ontology annotation, biological process: protein localization to plasma membrane. Gene Ontology annotation, molecular function: protein-membrane adaptor activity; protein binding. Lineage: Eukaryota; Metazoa; Arthropoda; Insecta; Diptera; Drosophilidae.